Momordica charantia (bitter melon) is the source of this 886-nucleotide messenger RNA. RefSeq lists its product as uncharacterized. NCBI's taxonomy places the organism in Eukaryota, Viridiplantae, Streptophyta, Magnoliopsida, Cucurbitales, Cucurbitaceae. The record is from RefSeq and is a predicted model, not a curated record.
UUAGUAGAGUGGGAGGAUUCGAACUCGGAUGAAUGCUCCAUAGCCAAUUCGAUCGCGCUCUGGUUGCUCUGUACUUCUUCAAUGGCAGGCAACGAUUCGGGCGAUGGAGGAGUAUCUUCAGCAGAAGCAGUUUUACUCGGAGCUUUAGCCCCUGGCGUCAACGGUCCUACAUGGACUACACUCAAGUCAACAUUUCUGAUGCUGGGUCUGUGUCUCGUCCUGAUGCUUGGCCUCGCAUUCUCUUCCAGCGACUCUUGGUUGAUUCUUCAUGUUACCUUCCUGGUGCUUAUAACUGCGACCCUUUUCUUGCUGCUCAACUGGUUUCUUUCUCAGACUGGGUUGGUUUCAGUGAAGAAUCAAAUGGAAGAACUGCAGUUGGCGCCAAAGAGCCAAGAUAAAAGUGAAAAAAACGAAUGAUUUCUACUUUUACAGCAUUUUAAACCAAGACACCAAGCUGGAAGAGAUUUUCCUUAGGCGAUGAUAUAGGCUUUAUAAAUCAAUCAGGUACAAGUACAACAACAUCUUCCAUUAUUUCAAGAGGGGAAAAAAGAAACAUGAUUUGCAGAAGAAACACUUGGAAUGGCAACUUCAUUCAUUCUUGGAUUCCUCCUCCUUGUGCUUUCCCUUUUUCUGCUUGAUGUAACAGAAGCACGAACAGCACGGUAACUGUAAAAAGAACUUCAUCCUUUUUUGUGUUUGAUGUGAAAGUUAGAAGAGGAAAGACUAAUAUAUACAGAAGUAAAGGCUCAUUGUUGUUGUGUCUUUAUUCCAUUUUUCUCUUGGGAUGCUAUUCUUGUUUCUUACAGAGAAAGAAGAUUCCUAGCCUAGCUUCCCCACUUCCUGAAAUUAAACAUGAGGAAUCUGAGAUUAUUUUGUUGAUUGGUCA